AUGCCUUACAAGAAAGCGAUAAUGAGUCAUCUUGAUGGCCUAGACGAACUGGCUAUCAAAAUGGGCGCCUGCAACAAUAUCUAUAUUGCUCAAGACGGGACUUUACGAGGAACCAACACAGACUGGCUUGGAGUCAGUGGAUGUCUCUUAGAUGGAAUAACGCCAAAGAAAAAUCGACCAGCAUUGGUGAUCGGUGCCGGAGGAGCAUCCAAAGCAGCGAUCCACGCCCUGGCCACUAUUCUGGAAUGCAAGGAAGUCUACAUAGUCAACCGAGACGACCGAGAAGUCUUGGAACUGGCCAGAGAGGUGAAGGCAAAGUAUGCCGAUUUGGAAAUUCUGCAUGUUGAGUCCCCGGAGCAAGCAAAAAGCCUUCCAUCGCCGUACUACAUUAUUGGGACCAUUCCAGAUAUUGAACCUAUAUCCACAAAGGAAAUCAUCGUCCAUCAAUCUCUGGAGGCCUUUCUGACGCAAGCGGCAUCUAAGGGUGUCUUGUUAGAUAUGUGCUACAAGCCUCGUCGGACGAGAAUGUUGAAGCUCGCAGAACGUUUUGGCUGGAGGACGAUAGAGGGAAUAUCAAUCAUCGGUCACCAACUCGAGGAGCAAUAUCGACUGUGGUGUGGGGAGGACGCAGUUAGGCGUCUGCCGAUAGCCGAAGCAUGGAGGGUGUUGUAUCAAGCUGCUGAGGGGAGCCGUGAAAUUAAUUUCUGA
Messenger RNA from Rhinocladiella mackenziei CBS 650.93, 708 nucleotides. RefSeq lists its product as uncharacterized. The record is from RefSeq and is a predicted model, not a curated record. The transcript has a single exon. Gene Ontology annotation, biological process: shikimate metabolic process; chorismate biosynthetic process. Gene Ontology annotation, molecular function: shikimate 3-dehydrogenase (NADP+) activity. The coding region runs from base 1 to 708 and encodes 235 amino acids. NCBI's taxonomy places the organism in Eukaryota, Fungi, Ascomycota, Eurotiomycetes, Chaetothyriales, Herpotrichiellaceae.